AUGAAUAUGAUUCAGAAUAGAUUCUUGGUUUUACAUUUAUUAUUCUACGUGCUAUGUUAUUGGCAAUUGACCCUAAGUCAGAUAUCCAAUAACACUUGUCAACGGGGUGAUUACAACAUUGGAUUUGGUCUAUCGAGUUCUGUACAUUCGGCACACAAUCCAUCAACAAACUGUUUUCUAUCCCAAUGCUCGAAUCAAUCCGAUUCCUGUCGUCCAUCCCCAACACUUUGCUAUAUCUAUCGUUCGGCAGAUAAUCAAACGUAUUGUGCACCUGGUAGUUUAUGCGAAAUUCUCGAAGUUUGUAAUACUUCAUCAUAUCGAUGUUCAUCAAAUACAUCCGUUUGUAUUCUCAACUCGUGUUGCUCACCAAAAGCGAUCUGUUUACCAUUAAUAUGGACCACACUAUGUCCGAAAAUAAUACCAUGUCAAUUACAAUUUACUCCAAUUCUAACGUAUGCUGCUGGUAAUAGUCCGCAGUACGCAGUCAAAGGCGAUUUUAAUAGUGAUAGCCAAGUAGAUCUUGUUAUUACCAAUAAAGAUGAUGAUACAAUUCGUUUGUAUCGUAACAAUGGCAACGGAACGUUUACUAUUCAAAGAACAAUUCCAACUGAAUCUAAUCCAGAAAGAAUCGCUGUUGGUGAUUUUAAUAAUGAUAAUCAUUUAGAUCUCAUUAUUACAAAUCUUGGAAAUAAUAGCAUAAGUUUAUUAUUGGGUGAUGGAAAUGGCAAUUUCGCGUUGCUAACAACAUUCGUCGUCGGUUAUCUUCUUAGUGACAUUGCUGUGGGUGAUUUCAAUCAAGAUGGCCUAUCCGAUAUUGCCGUCGUUAUUCAAGGCAAUAACGCAAUUGGUGUCUAUCUUGCAAAUGGUACUACAAAUUCCUCUUCGCUACGAAUACUGCCCACUGAUGCUGUACCACAUGCCAUCGGCUUAGGCGAUUUUAAUCAUGAUAAUCUAAUCGACAUUGUUGUUACCAAUAUAGGUAGCAAUACAAUAAGCAUUUUUCUUGGGCAAGGUGAUGGUAAUUUUACGAAUCAAACAACAGUAUCUGUUGGAAUGAUUCCAGUUUCCAUUGCUGUAGCUGAUUUUACUCAGGACAAUCGACUUGACCUUGCCGUUGUCAAUUUUGGUAGUAAGACGAUUAGCAUCCUCUCUGGUGAUGGUACCGGCAAUUUUACUAUGACCACGAAUUUAUUGAUGAGUGCAUCACCAUGGUCAAUUAUUGCGAGUGAUCUUGACAGUGAUAAUCGAACAGAUCUUGCAGUUACAAAUACCGACAGUGCUUACAUAAGUGUGUUUCUGAAUUUAGGAUCGGGAAGUUUUUCAGCCGAAAAGAUAAUCUCCACGGAGUCAUCUUUCCCAUAUGGACUAAUUGCGGGCGAUUUUAACAAUGAUGCCCGUACAGAUCUUGUCGUUACGAACAACAUCAAUGCAACUAUUAGUGUUCUUUUUAACAGUUGUCAAUCUUGA
This is a messenger RNA of Adineta ricciae, 1467 nucleotides long. NCBI's taxonomy places the organism in Eukaryota, Metazoa, Rotifera, Eurotatoria, Adinetida, Adinetidae. The record is from the annotation of a GenBank genome assembly.